This is a messenger RNA of Rubroshorea leprosula, 1000 nucleotides long. Lineage: Eukaryota; Viridiplantae; Streptophyta; Magnoliopsida; Malvales; Dipterocarpaceae. The record is from the annotation of a GenBank genome assembly.
CAGCCUUUGUGCGUGAAACUCUGUUACUUAGUUGCGCCGCUACCCUGAGCCAAGAUGGGUAUUUCCAGGGACUCCAUGCACAAGAGGCGUGCCACUGGUGGCAAGAAGAAAGCUUGGAGGAAGAAGAGAAAGUAUGAACUCGGUCGUCAGCCUGCAAACACUAAGAUCUCAAGUAACAAAACUGUAAGGAGAAUUCGUGUUAGAGGAGGCAAUGUGAAGUGGAGAGCUCUGAGAUUGGAUACAGGCAACUAUUCUUGGGGUAGUGAGACUGUCACUCGCAAGACUCGUAUUCUUGAUGCCGUAUAUAAUGCCUCAAACAAUGAGCUUGUCAGAACUCAAACUCUGGUGAAGAGUGCCAUUGUUCAGGUUGAUGCAGCUCCCUUUAAGCAAUGGUACCUUCAGCAUUAUGGUAUUGACAUUGGUCGGAAGAAGAAGACAGUAUCUAAAAAGGAAGCUACAGAGGCAGGAGAAGGUGCUGUUGAGGAAAUUAAGAAGAGUAACCAUGUUCUCAGGAAGCUUGAAAAGCGCCAAAAAGAUCGCCAGCUUGAUCCACAUAUUGAAGAACAAUUUGGAUCCGGUAGAUUGUUGGCCUGCAUUUCUUCACGACCUGGUCAAUGUGGCAGAGCCGAUGGGUACAUAUUGGAGGGUAAAGAGCUGGAGUUCUACAUGAAGAAAAUCCAGAGGAAGAAGGGCAAGGGUGCCGGUGCUGCUGCUUAAAUGCGGCACUGCCUAAUGUCUUUUCAAUGAAAUUUUGCAUCGAACUGUAUUGUUCUCAUCAAUGGGAUCUUAGCCACUAUUGGACUUUAUUUUUUCAAUGGCCGCCAUGAUAGAGGAUGACUUGAUAAAUUUUUUCUGUUGAUUAUUGACUGCCAUGAUUUUUCUACCAACAUUUUAAUUUUAGCAACGAUUUGUCAUUUGACGUGGUAGUUUUUUUUGCUCCAUUAUGAAAACUUGUUUGUUAUGGGUGGUAUUCCUACCACCGGAGUGAAUCUGUUUUUGU